UUUCAACGUCGCGCUUUGUAUCUUGUAGUUUGCCGUUCGCUCGCCAUCGCCAUCGCCAGCUGAAGCUGAAGAAGAACGCAGCUACAUUUCGGGAUUAACACUAAUUCGUUUUUGAUUGUCGCCCAGGGGAAUCGUGUUAUCGUGGAAGGGAAGGGGUCGGUCGCAGGAACCCAGGCGGAGCAGAGUAGGGCAGCUGCUGAUGUUCUCAGCCAACGAAGAGGAACCCAUUGAAUAUACAAUCUACAAAAGUGGAAGGAAGGAACGACAACAACGACUCCAAUAACAAAAAACGGCACACGAUCGAAGCGAGGAUAGGGGGAAGGAUCAUAAAAGGCUCGUGCCAUAUGAAGCAUUGAGCCGAGCCGCUAUAAGUGCCACCAGGAGGGGGUUGGUCGGUUGCUGUUGAUAGCGGGUAGGGAGCGACGCGAAGGAAUUCCAAUUCCACAAUUCAUGCGGUUGCCGAGGGUCGAGACAAAGUGAGCAGGAGAUCCUCCUGGCAGAAGGAAGCAGGACUAUCGCUUAUCAGCCAUGCGUUCGAGAGAACGUCACACCGCGGAGGGUUGCACCAAAUAAGGGUCCGGGGUUUCGUUCUUAUCUUAAAGCUUGUUCUGACUAGAGUGAGGUACUGAGGGGUGUCGAAAAAAAGAGCAGAUGUGCAGCCGAGGAACCCACAAUUACAGAGCAGGAGCAGCAGGAACAGAGUUUCGUAUUCAGGACGCGUGCGCGGCAUGCUUAGAGAGAGAAGGACGACAACACUCGUUCCUUCCCUUGCGUUCAGUUAGCUUUUGAGAUUAGAAAAACACCUGGGGGUCUCCACUCAGGGACACAUUACUGGGAACGACUAAAUUUCAAGUGCUGCCAUGUCGGUUGAAAAUAGUUUAGGAAUUAUAGAUUUUAGUUUGGUUUGCGAGAGUGCUGGAGCUGCUGGAGCAGGAAAAACGCCUUCAGAGAGGGGGGAAUCACAGCAGUCCAAAGGCUUGGCAUCGUCGGACAAGGAGAAUUGCGGCGACGCGCCCAAAAUUGUCACGACAGGAGCCACGGCACAGCCUGCCACUGCCACGACGGUGGGGGCCAACGGCAGAUCCCUUGCCACAGCAGCCACAGCUGGGAAGUCGGGCAAAGAUGUGGGCGAUGGCAUGAGCAGCACGGAUCUCAAGUUCCAGUCGUAUGUGAAUGGCAACGGCAAUGGCGUCUACAAAAUCAUCAAGACCCUGGGAAAGGGGAACUUUGCCAAGGUGAAGCUUGCGGUGCACAUACCCACGGGCCGGGAGGUGGCCAUCAAGGUGAUCGACAAGACGCAGCUGAACACGAGCGCCCGCCAGAAGCUGUACCGCGAGGUGCGGAUCAUGAAGCUGCUGAAUCAUCCGAACAUUGUGCGGCUCUUUCAGGUGAUCGAGUCGGAGCGGUCGCUGUAUCUCGUCAUGGAGUACGCCAGUCGGGGCGAGCUCUUCGAUCACCUCGUCAAGAACGGAAGGAUGAGGGAACGGGAUGCGAGGGUCAUCUUCCGGCAGCUGGUGUCGGCCAUUCAGUAUUGCCACAGCAAGUUCGUGGUGCAUCGCGACCUCAAGGCGGAGAAUCUGCUGCUCGAUCAGCACAUGAACAUCAAGAUCGCGGAUUUUGGCUUUGGCAACACCUUCGACCCCAACGCCCAGCUGGAGACGUUCUGCGGCAGUCCCCCCUACGCCGCGCCCGAGCUCUUCAUGGGCCGAAAGUACGCGGGUCCCGAGGUGGAUGCGUGGUCCCUGGGUGUCGUUCUCUAUACGCUGGUCAGCGGCUCGCUGCCCUUUGACGGCGGCACCCUCAAGGAGCUGCGGGAACGCGUGCUGCGGGGCAAGUACCGUGUGCCCUACUACAUCUCCAUGGACUGCGAGAAUCUGAUGCGCAAGUUCCUCGUGCUCAAUCCCGCCAAGCGCACCACCCUCAAUGCCGUGAUGAGCGACAAGUGGAUCAAUCUGGGCUACGAGGAGGCGGACAAGCUGCGCGUCUACCGCGAGAAGCCCAUGGAGCUGCAGGAUCCCGUUCGCGUGGAUCUGCUCACCGGCAUGGGCCACAAGCGGAGCGACGUGGAGCACUCGGUGCGGGGCCAGCUCUUCGACGACAUCUACUGCACCUACAUGCUGCUGAACGUAGCCAAGCCGCGUGCCUCUGCCUCUGCCUCCAGGCAGGGCUCCUCCAGCUCGGAGGUUUCCGCCACCACAGCGCUGCCUGUUGUCACGCCUGCCCCAUCGGUGGCUCCAUCGUCUUCCUCGGGCACCGCUAGUGCUAGUCGCCCCAUGGUGCCACGAAUGACCAAUAUUCUGAACUCUCUGACGACAACGAUCAGUUCCACUGCCAGCGCAGAGCCAGCGACGCUGGCAAGUGCGAGAACAGGAGGUGCAUCUGUGGCACCAGCCAAGCCCACGCGUCGGACGCCCGCUCGCAAGGGAACCACUGCCGCUGUUCGCUCCGAGAUCAGCUCACGCACCCGCUCCCCCCACACGCCGCAGUCGAGCAAGCGGGGUGCCCCCUCAGUGGAUGUGAAGCCAACGCUCCUCAGCGCUCAGCGGCAGAUGGCGCAGGCCCAGAAGAUGUCCGCCGCCACGCCGCCCCGCUUCCAGUACCUCAGGGAGACGCACAGUCCGGUGCAGACGCCCGGCUCCGCUCGGCGUCCCACCACGCUCUACGAGAAGGCAGACCUAGCCACGCCCCCAGCCACUGGCGCCACGCCCAUGGUGGUGCCAAAGUCGCCAGCCAUCGGCGGUCGUUUGAUGGAGCGUUUCGAGGCCAUCGAAAAGCCCUUCACCCGCCAAAAUGCGGCUCGUGCCACCUUCCACUUUGGCCAAGGCCGAAGUGGCAAGAACGCCAGGGGUGGCCCGGGCAGUGGCAACGGCGCAGACGAAGACCAGAUGCCGCCGCUCUCCGCGGACGACACGAAACCCGCCUCCCGCGUGGGCUUCUUCUCGAAGCUGACAGCACGCUUUGGCCGGAGGGUUAUCCACCUGAACGAGAAGGAUGUGGCGGAGCAGCGCAAGAAUCUCACCAAGUAGAUGAUCCAUGAGAUACAUCCCCUGUGGCUCUGUGUGUUUCGUUUAUAGCUCCAGACUAGAAUCUGUAGCCCUCUUUUUGAUAGGAAAUAAACUUUAGUCUAGGAGAAGAGUUUCACAAUGCAAAGUGCGGACUGGACUGUGGACAUCAAACUGUACAUCAGGCUGGUGUGCAACUCAAACUGUAAACUGCAUCAAAGUGAACAUUAAACUGCCAAGAAUGGAAGUGAUAGUAGAGUAGAGUAGACCGAAAAAGACCGCUUUAUCGUCUUUUAUGCUAG
This is a messenger RNA of Drosophila subobscura, 3304 nucleotides long. RefSeq names its product MAP/microtubule affinity-regulating kinase 4 (gene KP78a). The transcript has 2 exons. NCBI's taxonomy places the organism in Eukaryota, Metazoa, Arthropoda, Insecta, Diptera, Drosophilidae. Gene Ontology annotation, cellular component: cytoplasm. The coding region runs from base 861 to 3026 and encodes 721 amino acids. The record is from RefSeq and is a predicted model, not a curated record. Gene Ontology annotation, molecular function: protein serine/threonine kinase activity; tau-protein kinase activity; ATP binding. Gene Ontology annotation, biological process: microtubule cytoskeleton organization; intracellular signal transduction; protein phosphorylation.